AACCAUUCAACUACUUCCCUCUUACUUCUUUCCUCCCCUCUCUGUGUUAUCCAAAAUGUAAUGCCUUUGUCUUCCUAAGUUGACCACUUUUUUCCCAUCACAACAUUUCUAGAAGAUGCGGAAAUUAGUGGGGGCUGUUCUUAUUUCCUUUUUCUUGCUCUCCGUUUUCAGUAUUUCAUCCCCAGGAUUUGGAAACACCUUCAUCUCUAAAUUCAAUUUAUUAACCCCAAAGUUUUCCUCGCGUAUUCAUCGCUUGUAUCAUCAUUCCCAUAUAUUUGGACCAAGAGUAUUAGUUAGAGGGCAUUCGAAUAUAGUUGUUAGAAGUUUGAAAAUGGGAAAGGGGAGUUAUGUUGACGGGCCUUUGCAAGAGGAGUUUACAUUUCCUGCCAAUUCUGUUCCUUUCAACAACUGUCAUGCUUCUACAAUUGUGGAGGUUGAUAAGGAUCAUUACUUGGUUGCAUAUUUUGGUGGUACAUUAGAGGGCGCACCGGAUGUGAAGAUUUGGUUGCAAGCUUUUAAGAAUGGCUCCUGGCACUCCCCUAUUGUGGCUGAUGAGGAGCCUGACAUUCCAAUGUGGAACCCUGUCUUGUUCAAACUUCCGUCAGAUGAGCUGCUUCUGUUUUAUAAAGUGGGCCAAGAAGUUCAAAAAUGGAGUGGGUGCAUGAAGCGGUCAUAUGACAAAGGCAUUACUUGGACAGCGAGAGAACAGCUUCCUCCUGGUAUCUUAGGACCAAUAAAGAAUAAGCCAAUCUUGCUGGAAAAUGGAGUUUUACUCUGCGGAUCUUCAGUUGAAAGUUGGAACUCUUGGGGUGCAUGGAUGGAGGUCACAUCUGAUUCAGGUAGGUCAUGGAGAAAGUUUGGCCCAAUAUACAUGAAAAAUCGAUCUCUCAGUGUCAUUCAACCAGUUCCUUACCAGACUGCAAAUGGAAAUCUGCGGGUUUUACUUCGAUCCUUCACAGGUAUCGAUAGUAUUUGUAUGUCAGAAUCCAAUGAUGGUGGUCACAACUGGAGCUUUGCAAUACCUACAAAUCUUCCUAAUCCAAACUCAGGUAUUGACGGAGUCAAACUGAGGGAUGGUCGUUUAUUACUUGUUUAUAACACGGUAUCAAGAGGUGUGCUUAAGGUUGGCCUGUCUCUGGAUGAUGGUGACUCAUGGCAAGAUGUUAUGACCUUGGAGGAUGAGCCAGAAAAUGAAUUUUCAUAUCCAGCCGUCAUCGAAGCUAGUGAUGACUCAAUUCACAUCACAUACACAUACAGGAGAAAGCAGAUUAAGCAUGUUGUCUUCAAACUGAAAGUGCAUGAGAAACAUUAACGAUGAUAACUAAGGAAGCAAAGCUCUGUAUCAGUUGGAAAGAGUUAAAUGAGCAAGGCCAAUAAUCUGCAACAUCCAAACUCUCUAAUCUUGGAAUAAAAUGCUGAGUUACGGAGCACCAUUUGUACAUUUGGGUGUGAUUGUUUCCUUCAUGUGGUGUAUUCAUCAAGAUGAGCUGUAUUGAGCUUAUGCAGAACUCUUGUAUGUAUUACCAUCAUUUUUCUUUUGGGGGAGAGAUGGAUGUAAUUGUAACAGUUGAAAUGUGCUUGAAUGAAGGAAUAAAAUAUGACUGUAGCAUGUCCAUAUUUCCAUAGAA
This is a messenger RNA of Cucumis sativus (cucumber), 1628 nucleotides long. RefSeq lists its product as uncharacterized. The record is from RefSeq and is a predicted model, not a curated record. The transcript has 9 exons. The coding region runs from base 116 to 1312 and encodes 398 amino acids. NCBI's taxonomy places the organism in Eukaryota, Viridiplantae, Streptophyta, Magnoliopsida, Cucurbitales, Cucurbitaceae.